AUAGAACGUACUUUUUUAACGGUCGAGUAGUAUGUUCGAAUUCAAAUGUAGUACCUACACAAGUAGUAUGCGAUUUCGGACGCAGCCCGGGACUUCUAAUGGCGGCUGCAAUGACACAGUGACUUUACCGAUUAGUGACUGGUUCUUUUAUUCAGAAGGCGGGGCUUCCUUCAAUAGAGUGGCCAUGCUGAUGUGAUGCCCUAUUAAAUUGUUAUCACAUUUGUGGUAGUUUUUGUAAUUUUAUAAAGAAAUGUUUGUUCUUAAUUUUGUUCAGGGGUAAUUAACCUGUGUCUACCAUUCAUUUGCACUAAUAUAUUUUAUAUAGCGGGCAGGAGUAAUUGUGGAGUUCGUCAGCAGGGAGCAGUGUGGCGCGUAUUGUGCUUUCGGGGCGUUACGUCAGUUUGUCCCGUUUUGCGGUCUUUCUCUUUCUGCUGAGCGAGAUGAGAAACGGACGCAGACUUUGCCUCUUCUCACUUAUUUCUCCUGUUUCAGGUAGUGGUGGGCAAAGCAAGGCUUCGUGAAACACUGAAGCAGUCGAAGCAAAUGUGUCGAGGCUUCGAAACAUUUCGGUGACACCUAGUGGUCAUUUUCAAGUAUUGCUCUGAAACAGCGUCGACACAGAAACAGUUUUGCGACUUGACGAGUUAUAACCUAUGUUGUGACAGUCAAUCCACUGAGUGAUUUGGGGGAGUGGUUAGUGUGCUCGACUGGAAUGCUGUCACCUUGGGUUCGAAUCCUGGGUGACGCGGUCAUCUUGACACAAUUAUAAAAAACAUUUAAAAUGUGUGUUUUUAUUGUUCUGUUCUUGUAAUGUGUUGAAACAUCAGUCUGACGUCUGAAUGAACUCUUUGUGAAUAAGUAAGUGUUAUUUUGGUAAUGAAAAAUAUACAAUAAAGUACAUCAAGCCACUUUUUUUUACAUAUAAAGAUUUUUUUAAAUAUUAAUUGUUCUGCUGUUGAUGGACUUAGCCUACUUCUUUUUUUACAUAUAAUUUCUCCAACCCAAGAAGUGAAGAUGCGUUAACUCCACUUUUCUACUUUGUGGGAGUUAGGUUGAGACAGAUGUGCGAUUGUGUGAUUUGUUACCGACCCUGUCAAUCAAACGCAGAUUCGGCAGGUAUGCCAAGUCUCGAAACACUUGUGACACGCCCUGAUGCUUCGAUAGCCUUAGUCACGUGACAUGGGUGUUUCGAAUCAUGCUUCGGAGCCGUGUAUCGAAACAUCUGCGCUUCGGGAUAUCGACACCGUGUCGAAACGUCAGUUUCGUGGCAGCCAUCCCUAGUUUCAGGCUCAUUUACCUCAACACCAACCAGAGCAGUUGUAAACCGCAGAUAAUAGAAAAAGUCAUCACCAAGUCAAAGUGGAAGCUUAAGAACUUUGGACUGCGCUCAUCGCAGGGGCUUUUGUACAACCAGCCCAGUGCGCUGGUAAGUCGGACAGAUGUUGCUUCUGUAACGUCAUGGUUAGCCCCAAUCAUUUGGGAGGGAACCUUCGACACCACUCUGAUCGACUUAAUCUACCAACAACAGAAUCUCACCAUAGCGACCACAGUCUUCACUUUGGGAAAAUACACACGUUUUCUCAAAGAUUUUCUGGAGUCAGCAGAGCAGCAUUACUUUGUUGGAUUUCGAGUGCAUUACUACUUGUUUACGGAUCUACCAGAAGAAGUUCCUGAAGUUAAGAUGGGUGAAAACCAUAGUUUGACAGUUCGAAAGGUUCCAAGUAUGAACAGAUGGCAGGAUAUCAGUAUGGGCAGGAUGGAAAUACUAGAGAAACUAAUAGAGAAUGAACUGGUCAGUGAGGCUGACUAUAUUUUCUGCCUUGAUGUAGAUACAAAGUUCUAUGGCCGUUGGGGUGCGGAGACUUUGGGUCGUCUGGUAGGUGUGAUACAUCCUUGGUACUUUGAUGCUCCAAGGGAUCAGUUCACAUAUGAGCGUAGACCAGAAUCUCAAGCAUAUGUUCCAGCUGGAGAGGGUGAUUAUUAUUUUACUGGCGCUGCAUUUGGCGGCUCACUGGAGGAUGUACAUCAUCUCACCAAAACCUGCCGGAAGCAGAUGAACAUCGAUGUUGCAAACUCCAUUGAGGCGAUAUGGCAUGAGGAGUCUCACUUGAACAAGUAUUUCCUUUAUAACAAACCCAGUAAACUGCUUUCACCUGAAUAUCUGUGGCGGGACAUCAAUGCCGGGGUGGCCCAAAUAAAAGUAGUUCGCUUCUCUCAUGUAGCUAAAAACAAUACAGAAGUUCGUCCAAACGCAUAGCACCUGUUGCCAGUAUUGAGCUACACUGUGUGUUCUCUCAGGCCUUCCACGCUGUGAAUCUGUAAACGGGUAAUAUUGACAACAGGGAAGUCAGCAGCUGCCACCAAAAAUGGAUAAUCAGAGACAUUUACAGAUGUUUAUGAGCACAAAGUGGCAUCAGGAACUAAAUCUGUCAAUCUUGAAUAAACACUCACAAUAUGAA
Messenger RNA from Onychostoma macrolepis, 2459 nucleotides. RefSeq names its product globoside alpha-1,3-N-acetylgalactosaminyltransferase 1-like. The transcript has 7 exons. Gene Ontology annotation, molecular function: hexosyltransferase activity. Gene Ontology annotation, cellular component: membrane; vesicle; Golgi apparatus. Bases 1196 to 2257 code for a protein of 353 amino acids. Gene Ontology annotation, biological process: carbohydrate metabolic process. The record is from RefSeq and is a predicted model, not a curated record. Lineage: Eukaryota; Metazoa; Chordata; Actinopteri; Cypriniformes; Cyprinidae.